This is a messenger RNA of Gongylonema pulchrum, 401 nucleotides long. NCBI's taxonomy places the organism in Eukaryota, Metazoa, Nematoda, Chromadorea, Rhabditida, Gongylonematidae. The record is from the annotation of a GenBank genome assembly.
AUGGCGCAUUCUGCAGCAUACGAGGUUGAAGAGCAAAUGUUGCGUCUGAAUGAUUACGAGGAGGAUACAACAUUACUGCGUAGCACUAUUCGUUCAAUGGAAGAUGAAAGUAAGAAAAGCUUUUUGGCAAUGGAACAGAUGUCAAAGGAGAUAGAGGAGAGGACUGCCGAGGCGCAAGCUGCCAAUAUGGCCGUACUGCGCUUUCAGGUGCGCUUUGUAUUUGUUCCUUCCCAUUCAUCUCCUUAUCAAUUAAUUAGUCGAUAUACAGAAGACUGCGCCAUAAGUGGGAAAGCAAUAGAAUUGCUACAGUUCUUUGGACAACCAUUCACGCAUCCCUCCUAUCUUCUCCAAGAUGGAAGCCAUCUUGUACCAUCAAGAUCGCUUGGAAAGCCAGUGUGAAG